Molecule: messenger RNA, 2445 nt
Organism: Dryobates pubescens (Downy woodpecker)
Lineage: Eukaryota; Metazoa; Chordata; Aves; Piciformes; Picidae
Gene: SSTR2
Product: somatostatin receptor 2
Exons: 2
Coding region: 232-1347 (371 amino acids)
Biological process (GO): neuropeptide signaling pathway; cellular response to glucocorticoid stimulus; cellular response to estradiol stimulus
Cellular component (GO): neuron projection; membrane
Molecular function (GO): somatostatin receptor activity; neuropeptide binding
Source: RefSeq, a predicted model, not a curated record
GCGCAGCCGGUGCGCUGGGUCCAGCAGCGGAGCCGCGCCGGGAGCGCCGGGAGAGCGGUGCGGAGCGGUGCGGAGCACAGCGGAGCUGUUCAGUGCGGGGCUGUUCAGAGCGGAAAGCUGCCGGUGAUCCCCUCGCUGCCCGCCGGCCCGGGGUGCAGCGGCGAGAGCAGAGCGAGGGAAGAUGACAUCUUGGCUCCUCUGAACCAGCAGUACCCAGGGACCAGCAGAGCCAUGGAGCUGGAAUAUGAGCUGCCCAAUGCCACCGCAUUCUGGUUCUCCCCAGCUUCCUCCUUUGACAACUUCUCCGUGGAGGCAGCCACCAACACGUCACAGAACGCCACAGGCCAGCACUUCGACCUGACCAGCAAUGCCAUCCUCACCUUCAUCUACUUCGUGGUCUGCAUCAUAGGGCUGUGUGGCAACACCCUGGUGAUAUAUGUCAUCCUUCGUUAUGCCAAGAUGAAGACCAUCACCAACAUCUACAUCCUCAAUCUGGCCAUUGCAGAUGAGCUGUUCAUGCUGGGUCUUCCUUUCCUGGCCAUGCAGGUUGCCCUGGUGCACUGGCCCUUUGGCAAAGCCAUCUGCAGAAUUGUCAUGACAGUGGAUGGGAUCAAUCAGUUCACCAGUAUCUUCUGCUUGACAGUCAUGAGCGUUGACCGGUACCUGGCUGUUGUCCACCCCAUUAAAUCUGCUAAGUGGAGGCGGCCCAGGACAGCCAAAAUGAUCAAUGUGGCCGUCUGGGGUGUCUCCCUGUUGGUGAUCAUGCCCAUCAUGAUUUAUGCUGGGGUGCAGCAUAAUCACGGCAGAAGUAGCUGCACUAUCAUCUGGCCAGGAGAGUCAGGUGCCUGGUACACAGGCUUCAUCAUCUAUGCCUUCAUCCUAGGCUUCCUGGUGCCUCUCACCAUUAUCUGCCUUUGCUACUUGUUUAUCAUUAUCAAAGUCAAGUCCUCGGGCAUCAGAGUGGGCUCGUCCAAGAGGAAAAAGUCAGAGAAGAAAGUCACCAGGAUGGUCUCCAUCGUGGUUGCUGUCUUCAUCUUCUGCUGGCUUCCUUUCUACAUCUUCAAUGUCUCCUCAGUCUCCAUCCUGAUUGUGCCCACACCUGUUCUCAAGGGCAUGUUCGACUUUGUGGUGGUCCUCAGCUAUGCCAACAGCUGUGCCAACCCUAUCCUUUAUGCCUUCUUGUCUGACAACUUCAAGAAGAGCUUUCAAAACGUCCUCUGUCUGGUGAAGGUCAGCGGCAUGGAUGAGGCAGACCGGAGUGACAGCAAGCAGGACAAAUCCAGGCUCAACGAGACCACAGAAACCCAGAGGACCCUGCUCAAUGGUGACCUGCAGACGAGUAUCUGAGAGGACAUCAAGGCUGUCCUUCCUUCACUCUCCUCUUCCCACUUGCUCCCAAAUGGCAAUGGGAUGUACGGAGUCAGGACAGGAGAGCCAGCUCAGAGGAUGGUGGUGACACACUGAUGGACGGUGGGGUCCUCAGCUGGGCUCCUCCUGAGCUGCUGGUGAGUUGGCUUUCAAGUGCUGGGAAGGAUCUACUGUUCAAGAGGAGCUGCCUCGCCAGGAAAACAAAGACAACUUGUAGCAAUGCAGUGCAUUCCAACACCAAAGUGCCACCAUGGGCCACAGGUAUCGCCAGGGUGGCUCUGCUGGCUUCCCUGUUGCUGUCCUCGGGGCUGAUUGGAUUUGAGUGUUCUGCCCCAGGAUGGUGUUUGCACACGGACACACACACAGAGCAGGGCAACCUCAGGAGGAACCAAGACCACAGGUGCGUGCCAACACCUAUGCCACUGCAGGGCUUAACUAUGGUAUGGCCAAGACCUGGUGAGAGCUCCCUGGAGAUACCUGCAGUCACCUUCCCUGAGGAGACAAGAUAUUUGGGUUGCAUUUUGCCCACCUUCUAAGUUACUCUCUCACCUUCCCUGAAGCCUCUCUGCUGCUGUUUGAUUGCAUCCUUCGUGACAGCCACCCUGUCCAGAGGUGGCACGCCAGGACCAGGAUGGAGGUGGCUGCCCCAUCAAGAACCGUUCAGCCGCUCAGGCAGCUCCCACCACAGUCCCAUUUUGCCUCUUCCAGCCCCACCGUCUCCCCUGCAGGAGAGCCCUUUCCCUCCUCCCGCCGUGACGUCACCUGCCCGCAGGUUUUCUGCUCGGAUGGAGGAUCUCCCCCUCUCUCCCCCCCCAGCAACCGCUGCUCCUUCUCGGGGUCAGUCCCACGCUGUGCCAGCAGCCUAAAUCGCUGCUGUCCCCAGCGAGCCACGGCCGGGCUGGCUGAGCAGCCGCAGCACUAUCACCCAGCACCAGCUCCUGGUGGGAAAUCCUCGGAAGCGUUUAAACAGCAGAAAACCACCGGGGGAGGGGGUUUGGAGCAAGCUGGUAUGGGAAGCAGCACAUCCCACUGCCAACAGCUUCUGCAUCUUCCUGCCCCGGCUCUGAGGAUCCCUGG